CCACAUCUCUUGCGCUUAGAUGAUUUGCGGCUUCGUGCUGCGGCUUUGUUCUAUCCCACCACGCAGCAAGCGUACCUCAACAAGCUAGUUUCCUUCCUCGCCACCAAGUACAAAACCAUGGCAAUCGUGUACGACGACACCCUGCUCGCCGCCGACUGGGUUGGCCUUGCUGAGACGUACUUUGGCCAGCACGGCGGCAGUGUGACCUCCAAGGGCCAGUUCUCCAGUGAGAAUGGCACCGUGCCCCAGAUGGAAGACUUGGUGAAGACGGCUCUGGCGUCGAAGCCGGGGUUUAUUUUCUUUAUGGCCACGUCUGCGAUUGCGCCCGAGCUUGAGGUUGCGUUCAUCAGGACUGCCCGCGCCGUGGACCCCAAGUUCCCCAUCGCUAUGCCGAACGGGUACGACGAGGCGGCCAAGGCAGGCCUGGAGGUGACGGCUGCAAACGGCUCCAAGUCUUACCCUGCUCUGGUUGACGGUAUCUACUAUGUGAAUGACGUAAUCUACCCGAAGGCGAACGACCGCUACAAGUCCAUGUUUGGCAUCACGUAUAUGCCCACACUGGACGCUGGCGCCCAGAGCAACUCCUACGACGCCAUGAGCGCCAUCAUCCGCGCCGCCCAGGCCGCCGGCUACAGCAAGCUGAAGAACAUCAACAAGGCGCUGUCGAGCAAGACCUUCACCUUCCCGCGCUACGGCGGAAACACCGGCAGGAAUCGCGAUGCCAACGCGGCGGCGAACAUCCGCCUCAUCACCGCCCGCCUGGAGGAGGGACUGCCGCGGCCUGAGGCGCUCACGCGCCCCAUCCACGGCAGUGGUGGUGGCGGAGCAGGACGACAAGGAGGAGGCCAGCGCGCGCCCUGCACCCGUGCGGCGCCAGGAGCGGCGGCGGCGGCAACCGCCGCUGCGGCUGCCGCGGAUGCUGAUGCUGCGGUGCAGGGCGGCGGCGCCUACGGCUAGUCUGAGAUUAUGGCGCGUGGGUAUGGACCAGCGUGGGUGACAAGCAUACGGGAUGACAAGCAGGGCUGGGUGACCACCAGCGUGGGUGACAAGCAGGGCUGGGUGACCAGCGUGGGUGACAGGGCUGGGUGGCAGGGCUGGGUGACCAGCGUGGGUGACCAGCGUGGGUGACAAGCAGGGCUGGGUGACCACCAGCGUGGGUGACAAGCAGGGCUGGGUGACCUGCAGGGCUGGGUUACAAGCGUGGGUGACAAGCAGGGCUGGGUGUGAAACAGUAUUGGUGUGUCUUGUCUUGUUACUGACAUGCGUGGAUACAGCACAACGCUCGCGGGACUACGCUGUUCUGGCCUGCCCUGGUUGUAGAACCGCCUGGAAUCGCGAUGCAAGUGCUGCUGUUGUGCGGUAGUGUCGUGCGGUUGAGGUAGCUAGUUGAGUAGUUGCGUAUUCGCCGUCCAGACAAUGUCUGUCGACGAGGGGAGGCCCCCUUACGGGGGCCGGUAGCCCCCUUACGCCUGCCCUAUCAGUGGCCUCCGGGCCCAAACGCAUCGGGUGUGAGGUGGCCUGUGCUUCGGCUGCGGUCGGGGUGCACGGCUGCUCCAUGCGGGGGCUGGGCGCGGCGCCUGUGCUUAGGCGGGACUGACGUGGCCAUAUAAGGUGUUGUGCACUGGGGUGGCCUCCGAUGACCCAUUCAACCCGUGCCAGGCAAUUGCCGCGGGAAGUGUAAUAUGGAUACGCCCCGCACAUACUGUAAUCGUGCCUCUUGGACAGGUUUGACGUGAACGGUGACAUCAUGGCGGACGCGCAGCUGCAGACCUACAGCCCUGUCACAGGAGAAGCCGUACCACUGGACGUUAUGCCUUAAAGCCACUGUUCUAUGAGUAAUGGAGUUACGUUAAAUCGUUAAUCAGUGAGAGGUGGAGGUGUUCCCAGAUUGCAGUUCUGUGGGGACGCUUGAUUGGCUGGAUGUCUGAGUGCCGUCGGUUGAGGGUGCUCUGUCCUAUCCUCAUACUGAAAGACUAGUAGGCUGUGGCGGCCGUGUUUUGGCCCGCAUCAGGUAGACCCACAGAUGUAACAACAGGUGGCA
This is a messenger RNA of Chlamydomonas reinhardtii, 2041 nucleotides long. RefSeq lists its product as uncharacterized. The record is from RefSeq and is a predicted model, not a curated record. Lineage: Eukaryota; Viridiplantae; Chlorophyta; Chlorophyceae; Chlamydomonadales; Chlamydomonadaceae. The transcript has 6 exons. Bases 118 to 957 code for a protein of 279 amino acids.